This is a messenger RNA of Tigriopus californicus, 2006 nucleotides long. RefSeq names its product serine/threonine-protein kinase RIO3-like. NCBI's taxonomy places the organism in Eukaryota, Metazoa, Arthropoda, Copepoda, Harpacticoida, Harpacticidae. Gene Ontology annotation, biological process: protein phosphorylation; maturation of SSU-rRNA. The transcript is spliced from 2 exons. The coding region runs from base 1 to 1905 and encodes 634 amino acids. The record is from RefSeq and is a predicted model, not a curated record. Gene Ontology annotation, molecular function: protein serine/threonine kinase activity; ATP binding. Gene Ontology annotation, cellular component: cytosol; preribosome, small subunit precursor.
AUGGCUGCGGCUAAUCCUUGGGGCGUGACGGCUAAUGUGAGCGGUGGCACUACUCUGGAAACACCUUCAUUAAAUGAUGUGAUGUCUGAAGAGCUAGCGCGCGAUCUCCAGGCCAAGGAAAAUCCCAUCCAAUUUGAUAUUCAAUCAGAAAUCGAUUUCGAGACACUGAACUUGGAUUCGCAAUUUCCACUUGACGAUGCCACCGAGACACUGAACUUGGAUUCGCAAUUUCCACUUGACGAUGCCACGUGCAAGGAUGAUUUGCUCAUAGCUCAGAUGCUUCAAGAUCAAUUUGAUCGUGAAGCCGAUGCCAUGUUGCAAAGUGAAGAGCGCCACAAGAAUGGGACCAGUAAAGUGACCGUGUCUUAUUCCAAGUAUAAAAUGAUCCCGCCCCAUGACCUGUGGGAUGAAAGUGAGGAAGAAGAUGAUUAUCUUACUCAAGAUGACCGGAAGAGGGAUUGGGAUUGGUAUGAGACGCAGGACAAGGAUAUGGGCGAGAUGCCACGAUGUGGAUACAAACAAGUGGAUGGGAAGACUAUCACCAAGCAUGAUAGUGAGCUCAGCCAACGGAGCAACGGCCGACGAAUCAUGGAAUUUCCCCCGGGGAUUGAUACCGGGGAUGGCGGCGGGAUCGAAAUGAAGCUCUCGAAUCAGGUGUACAAUAAGAUCCGGAACUUUUCGAUUAAGGAGGGCAAGAAGAAGCAUAAGGUCCAUGACAAAGCGGAGAAGUCGACGUCCGAGUUGGCCAUCGAUCAGGCCACUAAGAUAAUGCUGUUCAAGUACGUUGAUCGUGGGAUCUUGGAACGGAUUUCGGGCAUAGUAUCUACGGGUAAGGAGGCUGUGAUUUUGCACGCCGAAGGUGGACCUGGACCAGAAGAUACCGAUGAGCCCAUGAACAUUCCUCAUGAGUGUGCUAUCAAGGUGUUCAAGACCACUCUGAAUGAGUUCAAGACUCGAGACAAAUACAUUAAAGAUGACUACCGAUUCCGUGAUCGCUUCUCCAAGCAAAAUCCACGUCGUGUCGUUCACAUGUGGGCCGAAAAAGAGAUGCACAAUCUAAGGAAAAUGGCCAAACACGGCAUUCCGGUGCCCGAGGCCAUUCUCCUGAAGAAACAUGUGCUUUUGAUGGCCUUCAUUGGUGAAGACGGGACACCCGCUCCCAAGUUGAAGGAUGCUCUCAUGGGGUCGGCCGACUAUGAACUGGCUUACGACCAGGUGAUUAAUACGAUGAGGAAGUUGUACGAAGAGUGCCAUCUCAUCCAUGCAGAUUUGUCCGAGUAUAAUAUCCUAUGGCAAGACAAGCAAUGUUGGUUCAUCGAUGUCAGCCAAUCGGUGGAGCCCAAUCACCCGAAUGGAUUAGAGUUCUUGAUGCGUGACUGCCAGAAUAUCUCGAGUUACUUCAAUCGAGUUGGGGUGCAUGAUGUCAAAUCGCCCACCGAGUUAUUCACAUUUAUCACUGGCUUGCCUCUGAAAGAGGGCCCGGAAGAUGUCGGGAUUUUGUCUCAAAUUCAGAACUUUAUCAAGCACGACCAACUCACGAAGAACCAAGAUGUUCAAGACAAGGAUGUGUUCAACUAUUGCUGGGAUCAAGCCCAAUCCAAGAGCGCCGACUCCGCGUCCAGACCGAUCCCUGGUCAUCCAGGCAAGCAUAGGGCCGCUAAUAAAUCCGGCAAGAGCCCUCGAAGCCCAAAGAUGUCCUUUUCAAAAUCUCCCUCCUCUUGGACAAGUGCCAAAUCCCCGAAAAGUCCAAGUGGAAAGUCUUUUGCGUCCAUGACCGACGAAGAACUGAAGGAUAUGAAAGACUCCAUGUUGAAGGAUGGCAACGACGGAGAAGAAGUAGAGGAGGAGGAAAACAGAAGAAAAACAAAAAAGGAGACCACCGUGACCUUCGUAGAACCCAAUUAGAUGUAAAUAAUGAACUUCUGAAGGAAGCACAAGUGAUGGAUGGUUGGUCCAUUGUUUUCAAUCUGAAUCGAAUAAUCAAUCUUUUUUAGUCUAUUACAAAA